Molecule: messenger RNA, 2898 nt
Organism: Molossus molossus (Pallas's mastiff bat)
Lineage: Eukaryota; Metazoa; Chordata; Mammalia; Chiroptera; Molossidae
Gene: TOGARAM2
Product: TOG array regulator of axonemal microtubules 2
Exons: 18
Coding region: 1-2898 (965 amino acids)
Biological process (GO): microtubule cytoskeleton organization
Cellular component (GO): cilium; cytoplasmic microtubule
Molecular function (GO): microtubule binding
Source: RefSeq, a predicted model, not a curated record
AUGACUUCCCUCCGGCCAAUGCCCAGCGUCCUGCUGGAGAAGCCAGCACAGCUCGUGAGUGGACAUGGGGACCCAGGCAGCCUCAGGCUGGAUGCUCCCAUGAAGGGCUGGCAGGCCCGGAAUGGCCACCCCAGGAGCCCCGAGGCCCUGUCUCAGGGGCUCCACCCCCUGGUACCCCUUCCCAUACCGGAGCCAGAGGCCAGCAGUGUGGCCCGAGACACCACCCAGAUCAAGGACAAGCUCAAGAAAAGGAGGCUCUCAGGGGGCUUGGCAGCGUCUUCCCAAGCCUCUCUGGAUCCGGGGGGAGGCCCCAGAGGAGUUCCCCUGGGGAGUGCCAUCCCCCGGGCCACCUCUCAGGGGCUGCUGGGGGUGCUCCGGCCAAUGCCUCCUAUCCAGAGCAUCCCCACCACCCCCGAGGCCAGCGGAGCCAAGGAGAAGAGUGUGGACCAGCCUGGGAGCAGCCAGGGGCCCCAGGAGAGGAGACCCGGUGUUCAGGAGGUGCGGCUCUCCUGGCGAUGCCUGCACCACAGUGACUGGAGGAUGCACAAGUCACUGGGGGGCACUGUGGUCCCGUCCAUCCCAAAGGUGGGGGUGCCCGCUGGGACCUCCUGCACACCUGGCUCUCUUCCCAGCCUCUUGCCUCCAGGCCAGGACGUCCUCGUGGGCCGGAGAGCCCCCCCCACACGAUUGGUUCGGGAGAGUGGGCCUCAGGAGAAGACCCCUAAAUCUCUGGAGCCAAAACCUUUGGCCCCACAUGUCAAAGACAGGCCUGCUGCCCCUGACAAGCCUGCUCUGCCUUCGUCUUCAUCAGCUCCUACGCUGACGUCCCUCUUCUUCGGCCAAGCCAAAGAAGCCCGCCCCUUGCUAAAAGAGGAGGACCAGAAGGAGAGCAGCACCAAGAUCCAGGUCACCAUCUCCAAGUCUGCCCAGGAGAAGAUGCGGCAGAAGAAGGAGGUGGAGACGGGGAGGGAGCUCGCGUCCCAGAGCCUGGCUGUCAGGAGGACCUUGAUGAAGGAAGGCCUUCUUCCCCUCCGGGGCAGGGGCACCCUGUCUGUGCCCACUGGGCUAAGCAGUCCACGCAGAAACCACAUCGGCGUUAUCCAGAGGAAGCGAGCCAACCGGGCCUCACUGCCCAGCAUCCCCGUCAGCAAGCAGGAGCCCAGCUUUGCCCGCCAUGCUUCAGCUAACUCAUUACCUGCGGUGCUAACUCUGGGGUCCCCUGAGUGGGAAGAAGAGGAGGAGGAGAUGGAUCUUCAAGCCUUUAAGGAGUUGAGGCCUUUCUCGAACCCAGAGCUGGGGUUGAUGGAUGCCCUGCAGUGCCUGGACAGCAGUGACUGGCACAAGAAGGAGAAGGGCCUGCUGAAUGUCCAGCGCCUGGCAGCCUGCCACUCGGACGUCCUCGCUGGGAGGCUGCACGACGUGUCCUUGGCCGUGACUGGGGAGGUCACCAACCUCCGCUCCAAGGUGUCCCGCUUGGCCAUCAGAACCCUGGGACACCUCUUCCGAGCCUUGAAGAAGAAUAUGGACCAGGAGGCGAAAGAGAUUGCCCGCUGUUUGCUGCAGAAGAUGGGCAACACCUGCGAGUUCAUCCAGAGAGCCGCCAACCGGUCCCUGGGGGCCAUGGUGGAGCAUGUGACCCCAGCCCGGUCCCUGGUGGCCCUCACCUCAGCCGGCAUCUACCACAGAAACCCCCUAGUCCGGAAAUGCACUGCCCAGCACCUCUCGGCUGUCCUGGAGCAGAUAGGCGCUGAGAAGCUUCUGUCGGGCACCAGGGACAGUACAGACAUGCUGCUGCACAACCUGGCGAGGCUGGCCCAGGACUCCAACCAGGACACCAGGUUUUAUGGGCGGAAGAUGGUGACCACCUUGAUGUCGAACACGAAGUUUGACGCAUUUCUGAAACAGUCCCUCCCAUCCCACGACCUGCGGAAGGUCAUGGCGGCCAUCAGACAGCGGGGACUAGAAGAUAGUGAUGAACUGCCAUCUGCCAAAGGCCGCAAGGUGUCCAGGAGUCUGGCACUGUGGGAGAACGGGCUGCCCGGUGAGGGCGGGCUCCGCUCCAAUGGCCCGAGGCUGGUGGGGCUGUGCUCUUCCAGGUGGGGUGGCUCGGAGUUGGCGGAGCAGCUCCGAGAGCUGGCGCGGCUGCUGGAGGCCAAGGACCCCCCGGCUCGGAUGGAAGGCGUGAGGCAGCUCCUUGAGCACUGCAAGGCCAGGCCGGAGCUCAUCGCCGCCAACCUGGCCCAGGUUUUUGAUGCUUUCACGCCGAGGCUUCAGGAUUCCAACAGGAAAGUGAACCAGUGGGCGCUGGAGGCCUUCACCAAGAUGGUUCCCCUCCUCGGAGAGAGCUUGCGCCCCAUGCUGCUCUCCCUCAUCAUCGCCAUUGCAGACAACCUCAACUCCAAGAACUCGGGGGUUUACGCCGCCGCCGUGUCUGCGCUGGACGCAGUGAUUGAGAGUCUGGACAACCUUUGCCUCCUGCAGGCGUUUGCGGGGCGGGUGCGCUUCCUGAGUGGCCGUGCUUUGCUGGAUGUCACAGACCGUCUGUCAGUGCUGGUGGCCGCCGUGUACCCCCGAAAGCCCCAGGCCGUGGAGCGCCACGUGCUUCCGGUCCUCUGGUACUUCCUGGACAACAUGACCGGGAAUGGGGUCCUGCCCGGGCACAGCGGGAACGUCCGCACGGUGGUGUGUCGGCUGUCCAGGCGCCUCCAGGAGCAGAUGGGCUCCCGGCUGCAGGAGCUGGCCGCCGGACAGCCACAGCAAGUCCUCAAAACCCUCCAGCAACUCUUAGACACGGGACCCGGGGAGGCGGCCCCGAGACCGCCGGAGGGCUGGCCCCCCAAAGCCGCACUGCCCUCGGGCGGCUCUCGCCCCCUUCAGCCCGAUGAGAGGCACAUCUGA